Molecule: messenger RNA, 1290 nt
Organism: Phlebotomus argentipes
Lineage: Eukaryota; Metazoa; Arthropoda; Insecta; Diptera; Psychodidae
Exons: 6
Coding region: 58-579 (173 amino acids)
Source: RefSeq, a predicted model, not a curated record
UCUUUCGUCAGUUCAGCAUUAGGACACGCAGAGUUAAAGUGAAUUUUCAGUGCAAAUAUGACUGUGACUAAGAAUUCAUUCAAAAUCUACCCAAUAUUCCUCUUGAUGAUGCUUUCUCUAUGGAUAAAUUCAACUCAGGCUGAACCGUUUUUUAAAAAAAUUGGUCACACAAUUCAGUCAGUUAUGCACAUUUGGGGACCGCAAUUUGGAAAUAAGCGCGUUCAUGAUACAUUUAAUCAUCACUGGGCACCACCAAAAAAUGAAAAACCGUGGAAAUGGUGGAAAUCAUGGACAACAACAACGGAAUUCUCAACGGAAUCCUCCACUGAGUCUACAACAGACUGUUCAUCAACAACGGAAUCUUCAACAACGGAAUCUUCAACAACGGAAUCUUCAACAACGGAAUGUUCAUCAACAACGGAAUCUUCAACAACGGAAUCUUCAACAACGGAAUCUUCAUCAACAACGGAAUCUUCAACAACGGAAUCUUCAACAACGGAAUGUUCAUCAACAACGGAAUCUUCUUCAACCACUGAAUCAUCGACAGAAUGUUCUACGACUGAAUCUUCGCACUACUAAUUUGUUCUGUUUUCAUUGCAACACGAAGAUCAGCAAUAUCCACAGCAGGAAACUAUUGAAUUUUUAUCAUUCGUCUUUAACAUUGCAUAAUUAGCGAAUUGAAAAAGAAUAAAGAAUGGUAAUGGGUAAGAUAAGAAAGAUUACUUUAAUUUGUCACUGGGUUGGUUGUUGAGGAGUUUUAUUUGUAUUCAAUAUUCAGUCACGAUUCCACACUUAACUUUUUUGCAAAUGUUGCUAAUUCUUUCAAACAUUUAUAAUUUAUAAACUCCAGAAAACUUGUUGUUGUGUCCUUUCUUCUGGUUUCGCCUUGAGUUUCGAAACCUCACGAUUCACCAGGGCUUUUUAUUUCAUAUAAUAUAAAAUCGAGGAAAUAUAUUUCAAAGAUCAGUUCUUCUUUGAAAAUGGAGUGGAAACGACUGUUUCUGAGCAAUCGCUCGUCUGUAAUUCUUCUUUUGAUCCUUCAGUUGAUUGUUGUUUCCUUGGCGAUGCCAAAACCACAUGAUUGGGAUCAUUGGGACAAUUCUGAAAGCAAUGGAGGAAACAACGGAGGAAACAAUGGCGGAAACAAUGGAGGAAACGGAGGAAACAAUGGAGGAAAUAAUGGCGGAAACAAUGGCGGAAACAAUGGAAAUAAUCCAGGAACUGUAACUGUUCCAGUAAAUCCAGAUCGAUCAGUUAUUGCAACGGAUGCUGUAAAUGACGUACUAAACC